Messenger RNA from Ostrea edulis (European flat oyster), 1304 nucleotides. RefSeq lists its product as uncharacterized. Bases 482 to 1012 code for a protein of 176 amino acids. The transcript has 7 exons. The record is from RefSeq and is a predicted model, not a curated record. Lineage: Eukaryota; Metazoa; Mollusca; Bivalvia; Ostreida; Ostreidae.
UAGUAUGCUGGGGAGAAAAUAACAAAGGCAGUGGCAGAGGAAAGAAUGAAAACAGAUUUUUCUUCUACAGUCAUGAGGGUCAGGAACUAUGGUAGUUCAUGUAGAUUCUGACAAGGCCAUAGAGAAGGAACUGGGGAAAGUGCUCAGACACAAGGACUUCUAUGUGAGGAGGCUGGGAACUACGGCGACAAUGUUAAAUAUUGCGGAUAUUGUGUCCAUCACUACAAAAAGCUGAAGAGGGAUGCCAACAUAAAGCAGAUCCCUGCCUUCAAGCCAAUUCCAAGCUCGGCCCAAUCUCCACAGACACUUGCAUCAAAGUGAGCUCUACCUCCACAGAGACCCGUGUCGUUAAGAGAGGGAACAAGGCAGAAACAAAAGAGUCUUUAACAAUCUAGGUUAUCACCUGCCCAGCACUGAGAAAGAGAAGCAGCCUGCCACGCCCCCCUUAUCGAAUGACAGCAGCGGGAUUGGAACUUCAACGAUGUCAGAGACAUCAACCAUCAGUCCUACAGAAUCCCCCAAUCAGGAAGAGGACACCGAGAAUGGAACAUUUCCUACGUGUCCAGCCUCCAUAAAAGACAGACAUGUGCUUCAUCGAUCUGUGUCAUCGGGAAGCUUGUCCUCGGUACAAAGUGGUGAUCUAAGAUUAACCAGUGAAGCGGGACCAAUGUUUUUGACCUCGGGUAGUCUAGGUGGUGAAGCGUUUAGUGGAAGCUUUACAGGGUCUUUAGACAGUUUUAUUACAAGUGCUGCUAAUAAACUUGCAACAACGGCCAAAACUGCCUCGCAGAGUGAUAAUGAAAUUGACCAGGCUGCAAAUAGGUCAAGAUCUCAAGAAAAAUUCGAAAAGAAGUUGAAAAGAACGAAACAGCUGAACCCCACAGGGAACAAGAAAAUGAAUCGGAACCCCUCGACUGACAGCAAAGACUCAUCUCCCCCUUUGUCUCGGAAAGUCCGCAGAAAACCGGAAAUCAUCACACCAAGUCUAGGGGCCAACUCCGGCCUGAGGUAGGGUGUGAGUGGAAGUCUAGGGGCCAACUCCGGCCUGAGGUAGGGUAUGAGUGGAAGUAUAGGGGCCAACUCCGGUCAGAGGUAGGGUGUAAGUGGAAGUCUAGGGGCCAACUAAAUUUACUGAUGAAAAAUGUGAAAAAUUUGUAUGAUUUCUGAAGAAAAAAAUUUCCAGUGAUUGAAUUUGCCUUGCUGUUUAGAAUGUAUAUUUAUAAAGGUGAAGAAAUUUGCAUUAUUGAUGUUUUCUUAAUGUUGAUUUUGUUUUGAUCGUCCUUCUGCCUACGAAGGCCUGAGAC